AUGGCAGAUCAUCGCGAAAAAGUCAUGAAGUUCCACAGAAACAUUCACAGCAACCUUUCACCAUGUCUUCGACUUCUUUUCUUUCUUCUGGGCGCAUCGAUCUGCAUUCUGUUCACUCUAUUGGUUCCUUUCUCGCCGUUCUAUGGGACAGAACACGCUGAUGAUGGCCAAUCCGAUACUCAACUUGGGCUCAUCGCCAGUCUACUUAGAGACAGCUUCCCUUGCGGUAGAGAUGCUCCUACAGCAUUAUCACGUGGUUGCAAGUUUGAGUCAUAUACGGCGACAUGGCAACCUCCGCAAUGUUUUGACUCGGCUCUGGAUGCUGAGUUCCGCCAGGCUCGCCCAUGGAAGUUCUUCACAGCUCGCAACUCGACCUCUCAAUUGUCCUGGAUAGAUACGGAGAUGAUCACUCAAGGACAGGCUUGGACGACAUGGGAGUUCCAUCUAUAUUCUUGUGCUUACCUCUGGAAGAAAGACGUCAAGAUCGCCCACGGUCUGGUCUCUGGCACUAUCGACUACCAUCAGUGCCUGGACCACGCGCUGAUGCAGGACUAUGCAAGACCCAAGGACCAUGUGAGCAUUCCUUACUGGCCACGAUUUACUUCUUGUCGACCACCCAGCGACUUAUCUGUUCACCAGUUUGAUCUAAGGCCUGGGGUGGAGAAGGGACUCGAUGGUGAUGGACAUCUAGCUGUAGUGCAUGGUUAUUCUCACAUCCAUGGGUCAAAUAAGGAAUUCGAUCACGCUCCGAGGGAAUGA
Messenger RNA from Colletotrichum orchidophilum, 759 nucleotides. RefSeq lists its product as uncharacterized. The transcript has a single exon. The record is from RefSeq and is a predicted model, not a curated record. The coding region runs from base 1 to 759 and encodes 252 amino acids. Lineage: Eukaryota; Fungi; Ascomycota; Sordariomycetes; Glomerellales; Glomerellaceae.